This is a messenger RNA of Fusarium fujikuroi IMI 58289, 1512 nucleotides long. RefSeq names its product related to ROD1-O-dinitrobenzene,calcium and zinc resistance protein. The record is from RefSeq and is a predicted model, not a curated record. Gene Ontology annotation, biological process: ubiquitin-dependent endocytosis. The transcript has 2 exons. Gene Ontology annotation, cellular component: plasma membrane; cytoplasm; cytosol. The coding region runs from base 1 to 1512 and encodes 503 amino acids. Gene Ontology annotation, molecular function: ubiquitin protein ligase binding; protein-macromolecule adaptor activity. Lineage: Eukaryota; Fungi; Ascomycota; Sordariomycetes; Hypocreales; Nectriaceae.
AUGCAAGCCUCGUCGACGAACCAACACAAUAACCAGCCUCUCGCUGCUGCCUUCAGUGGUGUAGCAUCAACACCGUAUUCCCUUUUCGAGAUCAGACUUGAACGCGAAUUUGUUGUCUUUUGGGGUAGCCGAUAUGAAUCAACAGAUCAACUACUCAAGGGCGUCGUAGUCCUGUGUCUACAGUCGCCACUCAAGCUCGAUGAAGUCAGACUUCGCCUAGAUGGUACUGUACGCCAUGCAUGGCUAAACGACCCCGGCGUAGCGCACAACACCAGCAUCAUGAAGCACAAGUGGCCCUCAUUGCUGGAAACAGGUGGCAGGAGCGUCACUCUACCAGCUGGCAACUAUGAGUGGCCGUUCGAACUGAUGAUGGCGGGAGACACUUCUGAGAGCCUUGAGGGUAUCCGGGAUGCUUCCAUAACGUAUGGGUUGAGAGCAACUAUCAGCAGAGGCAAGCUUGCUCGGCAUAUCAGUUGCACCAAGAAGCUUCGAAUAAUCCGCACAUUUGCACCAACUGCCCUGGAGUUCAUGCAUAACAUGAGUGUCGAGCAGACAUGGAUCAAUAAAGUCGACUACUCGGUGUCUAUACCGACCAAGGCCGCUGUAUUCGGCGGCUCGAUAGUUCUCGAAACACGAUUUACACCACUGGUCAAAAGGCUCGAGAUUGAAAAGAUCGUCGUAACUUUGGUGGAGUUUCAGGAGUUCAGCAUGCACAGCAGACACUAUAUCUACACAAGAGAACACAAAAGCAAGCGCGAGAUCUCCCAGUGGGACUUUGAGAUGUCAAGAGAGCAAUAUUGGCAGGACACUAUAGAGGAAACGGGUCAAGAGGGAUGGGUUAUGAAGAAGACGCUUCAGUUACCGAAGAGACUGAGCGAGUGCAUUCAAGACAUAGACACACAAGGCAUCAGGGUCUAUCACAAACUCAAGAUACACAUACCCAUUCGGAAUCAGGACGGACAUGUCUCGCAUGUAAGUCAACCAUUUUCAAGGUACAGAGCGCAAGGGCUAACUUCUCAGCUUGACUUGGGUAUUCCAGUUAAUAUCUUCAUUUCACCGUCCAUCACUCUUGACGACCAAGGCAACUUGAUCGACCAAGCCCCUACUACACAAGGACCACCAAACGAAUUGAUAGGACCGCCAGUGUAUGGAGAACACAUUCUCGACCAAUUAUACGACAGUCUGGAGGACUGGCAGAUUCCUGGCCAAGGUACCCACCAGGGCGAGGGAGAAGGAUCUGGUACCAGCACUCCUCAUCACGCAGACUCGAAUGAGAGUCAGAUAUACGAGAGCUCCAACACAUUAGAAUCGUCGCAGUCAAGCCAGAGCCACAACCCAUCUCGCAGCUCAUCCGAAACUGUAUCUACCGACCCAGAAGAAUUUGCUGAACUUAGCAAAGUCCCGACAUAUCGCACGGCGCUCCGGACUCCAUUGCAACCGCAUGCCCAGCAAGGUGGAGCCCUGCCUCCUGAUUAUCGAACAGCCUCUGCAACGGCAGCGACCGAUAGUUGA